This is a messenger RNA of Melospiza georgiana, 2058 nucleotides long. It is a transcript of the gene KCNJ16, whose product is annotated as potassium inwardly rectifying channel subfamily J member 16. Gene Ontology annotation, cellular component: plasma membrane. Bases 129 to 1412 code for a protein of 427 amino acids. The transcript has 3 exons. NCBI's taxonomy places the organism in Eukaryota, Metazoa, Chordata, Aves, Passeriformes, Passerellidae. The record is from RefSeq and is a predicted model, not a curated record. Gene Ontology annotation, biological process: regulation of monoatomic ion transmembrane transport; potassium ion import across plasma membrane. Gene Ontology annotation, molecular function: inward rectifier potassium channel activity.
GAGCUGGAAUUAGCCAGCCCCGCUGCCGUGCCCUGAAAUAUGGAAUUUUUUGUCCUCAAGGCACCUCUGCAAGAUUUCCAAUGAACAAAGCAAACAACCCCUGGGACCUUCUGUAAGCUGAGGCAGAGAUGAGGAAGAUGAAUGACCAAAGUGGCUGCUACAGGCCUGUAAAUAUCCAGGGGAACAAAGUCAGUUACCGCGGCAGCUGCGGGGACAGCGCGGAAAAGGAGGUGAAAAGGCUGCAGAGGAGAUUCCUGCACAAGGAUGGCAGCUGCAACGUCUACUUCAAGCACAUCUUCGGGGAGUGGGAGAGCUACGUGGUGGACAUUUUCACCACGCUGGUGGACAUCAAGUGGCGCCACAUGUUUGUGAUUUUCUCCCUGUCCUACGUGCUCUCGUGGCUGUUCUUCGGCCUGGUGUUCUGGCUGAUCGCCGUCCAGCACGGGGACCUGUUCAGUGAUGAGGAGGAGGUCACCCCCUGUGUGGCAAACGUGCACAGCUUCACAGGAGCCUUCCUGUUCUCCCUGGAGACCCAGACCACCAUUGGGUACGGCUACCGCUGCGUGACCGAGGAGUGCUCGCUCGCCAUCCUCAUGGUGAUCCUGCAGUCGGUGCUGAGCUGCAUCAUCGACACCUUCAUCAUCGGGGCAGCCUUGGCCAAGAUGGCCACGGCCCGCAAGAGGGCCCAGACCAUCCGUUUCAGCUACUACGCCGUGGUCGGGCUGAGGGAUGACAAAUUCUGCCUGAUGUGGCGCAUCGGGGACUUCCGGCCCAACCACAUGGUGGAGGGCUCGGUGCGCGCGCAGCUGCUGCGCUACAGGGAGGACAAGGAGGGCAGGAUGACCAUGGAGUACCGCGACCUGAAGCUGCUCAACGACCAGAUCAUCCUGGUCACACCUGUCACCGUCGUCCACGAGAUCGACAGCGACAGCCCCUUGUACGGCCUGGACCGCAAAGCUCUGGCCAAGGACAACUUUGAGAUCUUGGUGACGUUCGUCUACACGGGCGACUCCACGGGCACCUCCCACCAGUCGCGCAGCUCCUACGUGCCCAGGGAGAUCCUGUGGGGCCACAGGUUCAACGACGUGCUGCACGUCAAGAAGAAGUACUACAAGGUGGACUGCUUGCAGUUUGAGGAGACCACGGAGGUGUACGCCCCUCACUGCAGCGCCAUGCAGCUGGAGCAGAAGGAGCAGGAGUGGAACCGCGCCGAGAAGACGCGGGAGAAGCAAGCGGAGAAGUCAACCCUGGAGAUCAAGUACAGCCAAAAGUCCCACAGCGCUGUUGCUCUCGUCACCAGCUGUGAGGAGCCUGAAGAGCCGGUGACAGCUCCCAGCCAGCCUCCUGGAGAUGUUUCCUACAGGAAAGCAGCUGUGACCUUGAACAGGCUCUCCAUAGAGUCCCAAAUCUGACUUUUCCUGCCCUUGGAACCCCUCCCAGCAAACUGUCCCCUCGUAGCUCCUUGGAUGCAAACAAUGAACUCGUGUGCAGCAGUAUUUGUAUCCCAGACCUUGCUGACAGCGUGCCCGCACUGUCACACAUUGUCACACCCUGUCGCAAUGGGCUGGGCUGCCAGGGACAGCUGUGGGCACAAGGGAGCAGCUGCCACUUGGGAUGCCCAGAGAGCCCCUCGAGCAAACCCUCUGUGAACUUUCUUCACAGGACUGGCCACGUCCAGGGACACGGAAUGACCUCGGCAGGGCACACAAACCAUGCCCUGGGUCUUCAUUGGUUUGGAAAGCCCAUUCCCAGUCCCUCCAGGAAGUUCUGAAGCUCCAUUAUCCCAGCAAAUGAUUCCUCAGGUGGAGCCUCAUCCCAGAGCUUCUCUGAGGAAUCUAUGGGGCUGUUCUUUGUAAGACAAGGGAAUAGGUGACGCCCCAGGGACAGCUGUGGGCACAAGGGAGCAGCUGCCACUUGGGAUGCCCAGAGAGCCCCUCGAGCAAACCCUCUGUGAACUUUCUUCCCCUGCAGGGACCAGGGUUGGCCAUGCCCAGAAUGACCUCAGCAGGGCACACAGACCAUGCCCUGGGUCCUCUGGGUAGGGGUUUCAAAGCUGCC